Molecule: messenger RNA, 1053 nt
Organism: Olea europaea var. sylvestris
Lineage: Eukaryota; Viridiplantae; Streptophyta; Magnoliopsida; Lamiales; Oleaceae
Product: ubiquitin-conjugating enzyme E2 E1-like
Exons: 8
Coding region: 1-1053 (350 amino acids)
Source: RefSeq, a predicted model, not a curated record
AUGACGGAUAUUGGUCUCAUGGCCUACUAUCUUAGGAUUGAAGUAAAGCAAAUGAAGGAUUGCAUCUUUAUCUCACAAGCAAGAUAUGCGAAAGAAAUUCAAUAUGGAGGAUUGCAAGCCUGGCUCAUUAGUCGCUAUAUGGAGACACCUAGCAUGACCCAUAUGAAAGCUGCAAAGAGAAGUUUUUGCUACAUCAAAAGUACGUUUGAUUAUGACUUCGUCUAUUCAUCAUCUAAUGAAUUCAAACUAGUUGGAUAUAGUGACAGCGAUUGGGGCGGAGACAGUGAUGAUAGAAAGAGUACGACUGUUGUUAAAGCUGAAACAGAGAUGUCUAGGAAUUAUGACAACUGGGGGAGGUUGGUAGGAGCUGUACUGCAGCUAGAGCGGGAUCGGGAAGUGGCCCGAGCCAAUUCAAGAAGCACAAGCUCCAGUUCCAUUUCCAUAUCAUUGGAUAUUGAAGAUCUAUCCCUGAGUUUGCUAAGAGAAGAACAAAAUGUUGAAUAUGGAAGAAGGAAUUCAAGUAGCAGUUCUUUCAUAGCCUCCUCAAGUAUUAAAGAUCACCCCAUCUACCAAAAGCCGGCAAGAGAAUCAAAAUUCCGUACGGAAUUGCCGAGUGCAAAGAGGAUCUUGAAGUAUCUCAAGGAAAUUCAAAAGGAUCCUCCUGCCAAUAUCAGUGCUGGUCAUGUAGCCCGGGACUUGUACCAUUGGCAAGCUACUAUCUUUGGUCCUCUUGACAGUCCAUAUGCUGGAGGAGUUUUCCUACUUACCAUCCUUUUUCCACAGGAUUACCCUUGGAAGCCACCUAGGAUUGCUUUUAGAACAAAAGUUUUCCACCCAAAUAUAAACAGUAACAGAACUAUAUGCCCUGCAAUGUUUGAGAAUUACAGUGCUGCCGUAACUGUUCCCAAGGUGUUACUUAUUAUUUCUGCAUUGUUGGCGGAUCCAGUCAUUGAUGAUCCUUUGGUGCCUGAGAUUGCUUACAUUUACAUUAUGGACAAGAAGAAGUAUGAAGCCAUUGCAAGGAGUUGGACUCGGAAGUACGCCAUGGAGUAG